Messenger RNA from Linum trigynum, 814 nucleotides. Lineage: Eukaryota; Viridiplantae; Streptophyta; Magnoliopsida; Malpighiales; Linaceae. The record is from the annotation of a GenBank genome assembly.
UUCGAAAAUAAAUUAACCAUUUAUUAAAUAAUAAUGACGGAUGAAUCAACAAAGGCAACCUUCUUUAAAAGGGGAACCAAGAUUUUGUUCAUCAUCACACCUUAACUAACCAACUAAGUAAAAAAAAAAAAAAAAAAACCAGCACACCGAAAAGCAAAGAAGUGCAAUAAUAUCAUGGCUUCCAGAACUGCAUCGAGUUCGUUGUUCUGGAGAAGUUGGAGAGUUGGAAUCAUCGUCGUCGUCAUCAUCCUUGAAGUACUUGCAGGAUACAAUCAUAUCAGCUGCGUUGAUGCGCUUAAUCCCACGUGUAGUGGCCGGAAAGUGAGUGCAUCCUACAGCAAGCAAGUGACCGAGCUUGUGCUCCAGCUGGAGCACAACGCGCCCUACUCCAAAACUCGCUCGGCGGCGGGCGGGGUCGGCUCCGUUGCCGGGGAGGCCAGCUGCGGCGAGCGGGCCUGGGACGCCGACGACUGCACAGGUUGUCUUGGAGAUGCCGUGGUCGACCUGAGUGUGGAUUGCAAGGGGCGAGAAUCGGGCAGCUCCACUGGCUUCUUAGGUCGCUGCAAGAUGAACUUUCACCGGGCUAGCUAGCUAAUUGGGUGUUUGACCAACAAUCUCUUAAUCCCAAUAACUUGAGUUAUUGAGAAUAUGUUGGUUAAAUUUCUAUUUCUUAUAUACUUCUCAAACGAAAUUUUGAGAUUUUCAAUUUAUAGAGGGUGAAAUUAUCAUCCCUUGUUUUGCUAAACUAUUAGACUUAAGAGAGUGUAGAAGUCAAGUAGAUUGAUGAGUUGAGCAAUAAUAAGGUCAAUCGAGU